Tetrahymena thermophila SB210 is the source of this 408-nucleotide messenger RNA. RefSeq lists its product as hypothetical. The transcript has a single exon. Lineage: Eukaryota; Ciliophora; Oligohymenophorea; Hymenostomatida; Tetrahymenidae. The record is from RefSeq and is a predicted model, not a curated record.
AUGUUAUUCUUUUAUGACUAAUCAAUCUCACUAGGGUUCAAGCAGGAAAAUCUCGCAAAUCUGUUUCAAGAAAAUAAAAAAGAAAAAGAAAAAAAUUAAUUAAAAUAAAUAAAAAGAAAAAAAGAUAAUAAAAAUUAAGAAAAAGAUUAAUAAAAUCUCUCAAUACGAACAAAUAAACAAACAAACAAACACAUAAAAUAUUAAUUAAAGCAAUAGAAAAACCAAAUCUUACAAAAAAAAACAAAAAUCUUACAAAAACCUCCCCAGGAAAAAACCAAUGAUAAAAACAAAUAAAUAUCUUUCAAAAGACAAACAACAUAAACAAAUUAGAAACAGAGACCAAGCAUGCCAAAUUUUUUAAUUGAAUAAAUUAAAAUAAUUAAAAGGAAAAUUAAAAGCCAAAAAUGA